Messenger RNA from Acanthoscelides obtectus, 1332 nucleotides. Lineage: Eukaryota; Metazoa; Arthropoda; Insecta; Coleoptera; Chrysomelidae. The record is from the annotation of a GenBank genome assembly.
CAGGAUGAUGGAGGCAUUGAGUUCUUCAACACUAUCGUAGUCCAGCCUCAUCUAAAACUAGUAACCAAUCAGGGCAAAGGGUUUCACAUUAGGUGCAGAUACAAGACGAGGAAUAAUACCGUGCUCAAUGAUCCCCAUCAGCAAAUAGAUGUAACAUCUGCCGACCCAGGUAGUUUAACUCCCAUGCCUGGUUGCAGUAUGAAAAUUUUUUCUGGAGAUCCCACGCAAAAAGAGGUAGCCGAAAACGUUAAAAUUGGAGAUCCGCUAUCUUUAGUAGUGGCUAUAGAUGAACAAGAUACCUAUGGCAUCCGGGUAACAGACUGUUUAGUGAGAGAUGGUUUAGGAUGGGGAGAACAAAGACUCAUCGAUAUAGAUGGCUGUCCUGUUGAUCCAGAAAUCAUGGGCCUAUUCCAGUACAGCGAGGAUAACACCAAAGCUUCCGUGGAGUUCCAAGCCCAUAAGUUCCCCUACACUGCCUCUGUGUACUAUCAGUGCAACGUUAAGCUGUGUUUGAAAGCUGAAAAUGGAUGUGAAUUACCGACGGUUGAGGAAUGCAAUUCUCCAAAGCGGAGGAACAGGCAACGUCGCCAAGCAGCGGGUGGGUCAUCCGAAGGAAAUAUAUCUGCGACGGAAGGAGGCACUCCAGCUACUAUAGAAGUAUACAGCGGCCUCUACGUCAACGAAGCUAACGACCUCGCGAAAGCAGAUGAAGACGAUUCUGUCUUCAGUGAAAAGGACGAGACGAUAUUUAUUCUUCAAAAUGAAUUCACAAAUGGCCGAUGAUGACGUUAAGGGAAAUAAUGAAGACGACACCGAUAGCUUACACUACGACAGCAGUAACGAAGGUGCAGAAAACGCGAUUAUUGAUUUGGACAGUUCUCAUGAAGAAAUUCAUUCGGAUAGACACACGUCACCAAUUGCAGAAGUUAAGAAGAAAGUAUUUGUAUCUCCAAAAAAAUCUGCCCCAAAACGAAAAGCCGGGGAAGAUCCGCGUAUAAAUGCUGCAUAUCAAUAUUUAAAGAAAGCUGCUGAAAGGCCUCAAGAAAGUAAAGAUGAAUGUGCAUCAUAUGGUGAAUAUGUGGCACAUAAACUGAGAAAACUAGAUGACCGCCACCGAGCUAUUGCACAACAUAAGAUUAAUCAUAAUUUGUUUGAAGUAGAAAUGAUGCAUUUGUCAGCCCACGCACAGACCUCUCAGCAUACCCAAGUUUUCCCAUCCAUGUCCUCAACCCAAGUUUUCGAACCGCCAAUUACACAGACUCAUAUAGCACGCUCUCCUUCAUUUGAAACGUAUAACAUGCCAAGAUACCAACGUACAGCGCAAGCUCCCGC